GCAACUUAGUUGAAUUUAGGGUUCAUAGGAAGAAUCACAAGAGAAUUUGUAUAGACAAUGGGUUCACGAGGUGCCAAUGUUCUGCUUUCCAGAGCUAACAGAAUCAGGCAAAAGCUGCAGUCUGGUCUGGAAGCAAGUGUUUUGGAAAUUGAAGAUGUUUCAUAUCAGCAUGCCGGUCAUGCAGGUGUUCAAGGAGAUGCAAAUGAGACUCACUUUAACAUUAAGAUUGUCUCUUCAAAGUUUGAAGGGCAGACCCUAGUGAAACGUCAUCGAAUGGUAUAUGAACUUCUAGGUGAUGAACUGAAAUCUGGACUUCAUGCUAUCUCCAUUGCUGCAAAAACUCCACAAGAGUCAGGGUCAGCCAAUGUCUAGUUCAAGGGCACAGAGACAAUUACCAACCUUGUAAUGAAUUAAUUACAUUUACAUGACUUGCACAUUCUACAUUAUGAAUUAAGCCCAUUGUACUUUGUACUUUGUUGUGAAGGCCUUAUCAGAAUUUUCAUGACUUUUA
Molecule: messenger RNA, 511 nt
Organism: Musa acuminata subsp. malaccensis (wild Malaysian banana)
Lineage: Eukaryota; Viridiplantae; Streptophyta; Magnoliopsida; Zingiberales; Musaceae
Product: protein BOLA1, chloroplastic
Biological process (GO): iron-sulfur cluster assembly
Cellular component (GO): chloroplast
Source: RefSeq, a predicted model, not a curated record